AUGACUGAUGUUGGCCCUUCGUUACCUCUCUCGGCCAACGACGUAGCUGGUACAUCUGAGGAUGAAACUCAUGUCUCUGCCCGCCGUGAGUCUGGCUCGCGCGUCGAUCUACCUCCUCCCCCACCAUUGGUUGAGCGCCAGGCACAGGUGGCCCACCCCUACACGGCCAGCCAAGAUACUUCGUUGGUACCUAGUCCCGAGCCCCAGAAGUGGUUGUUGCCAUCUGUGAGACCGGAACACAAGGGCAGGAAAUGCCUAAUCCUGGAUCUGGAUGAGACUCUUGUUCACAGCAGUUUCAAGGUUACAGACUUUACUAUCCCUGUGGAAAUAGAAGGGACAUACCAUAAUGUCUAUGUUAUCAAAAGACCAGGUGUCGACGCAUUCAUGAAGAGGGUGGGAGAGCUGUAUGAGGUCGUCGUGUUCACCGCUUCGGUUUCGAAGUAUGGUGAUCCGCUUCUCGACCAACUAGACAUUCAUGGCGUGGUACAUCACAGAUUGUUCCGCGAGAGCUGCUACAACCACCAGGGCAACUACGUCAAGGAUCUCUCGCAAGUUGGCCGCGACCUCAAGGAAACUAUCAUCAUUGACAACUCACCUACCUCGUACAUUUUCCAUCCUCAGCACGCCGUGCCCAUCAGCAGUUGGUUCUCGGACGCUCAUGACAACGAACUUCUGGACCUUAUCCCGGUGCUGGAAGAUCUUGCAGGAUCACAAGUCAGUGAUGUCAGCCUAGUGCUCGACGUGGCACUGUAA
Molecule: messenger RNA, 753 nt
Organism: Aureobasidium melanogenum CBS 110374
Lineage: Eukaryota; Fungi; Ascomycota; Dothideomycetes; Dothideales; Saccotheciaceae
Product: NIF-domain-containing protein
Exons: 3
Coding region: 1-753 (250 amino acids)
Cellular component (GO): plasma membrane
Molecular function (GO): phosphoprotein phosphatase activity
Source: RefSeq, a predicted model, not a curated record